Molecule: messenger RNA, 4452 nt
Organism: Sarcophilus harrisii (Tasmanian devil)
Lineage: Eukaryota; Metazoa; Chordata; Mammalia; Dasyuromorphia; Dasyuridae
Gene: REXO1
Product: RNA exonuclease 1 homolog
Exons: 15
Coding region: 204-3911 (1235 amino acids)
Cellular component (GO): nucleus
Molecular function (GO): nucleic acid binding; exonuclease activity
Source: RefSeq, a predicted model, not a curated record
CCUUCGUAGAGGGCGGGGACGGGGGGGCGGGCCUCGCGCGGCAAGAUGGCAGCCGCGGCUGAGGAGGCUGAGGCGGCAACGCGGCCUGCGGGGCCCCGGAACCCCCAGAGGGACCUGUAAAAGGGGCCGGCGGCUCCGGCGGCUCCGGGCCCCGGCCCGGGCUGUGAGGACGGCGGUGGCGGUUGCGGCGGGGCCUCGGGACGAUGCUGCGCUCCACCGGCUUUUUCCGGGCCAUCGACUGUCCCUACUGGGCCGGGGCCGGCGCGGGGGCGUCCUGCUGUCGGAGGCCCUACUGCCACUUCCGGCACCGCGGCUCCGAGCGCGGCCCGGCCCGGAGCGAGGCGUCCGCUGCAGCCGCUAACGGCCCCGGCCCUGGCGGCGGGGGCGCGGCCCGGAGUGCGGGAGAGCUUGGCUAUGACCCAUAUAACCCUGACCUUCCGAAGCCUUCAGUUGGAACUGAACAUGGCUCCCUGGGGGAUGUUCCAGAACCCAGCUCUGGCAUUUUGGAGCUAGAGUUAGUCAACCAGGCCAUUGAGGCUGUCCGGAAUGAAGUGGAACGAGAGGAAAAGAAAUAUAAGGAGCUGCUAGAGACAACCAAGGAAUAUGGCACCACAGAGACCUCACUUGUUUCACAAAGCCCCACUGGAGUUGGAGUGCCCAACCCAGACUCCUUUGCCACAUCCUUAGAAUAUAAUCCAGGUAGCUACAAUCUAUUAAAUAAUAACACAGACUAUAACCCUACCCCCUUGGCUGCUGCUAAUAAAUGUAACAAGUAUACUUUGGAUUCUUUGGAGAAAUCCAAGGCUAAAGGUAACUCUCUGGAAUAUGUUCCAAAGUCUGUGAUCCAACCCAAAAAAUAUAGCCGUGCUGUUCCCAACAGUAAAUAUGUGAUUGACAAUUCUAAGCCAUCCACAGAUUUGGAAUAUGACCCCCUUUCAAAUUACUCAGCCAGGCUUUUAAAUAAGGGCAGUCCGAAGGACCAGAGGGGGGUCAAAAGGAGAAGGGACUCAAACCAAGAUGAGUCCUAUACUCCUUCGCUCAAGAAGCAUUGCGAUGUUUUUAGCAAUUAUGAAACAGAUGCCAGAUUUUCUGACUCAGAAGAUGAGGACCCCAGCUCAGAGAACCAGCCAAAUCCUGCCAGCCCCACAAAAGCUAGAACCAGUUCAGAGAGUCAGGCCAGCAGUGGGUCCUCCCCUGCUAAGGGAAAGCCUCUGGAACCUGAGGAAAGUAGUUUGAGGGAGACAAAGGAGAUUGCUGUGCAAUAUGACAUGGGGGAUAUCCAGCGGCGGCAGAGUCCUAUUGGAAAACCCCCAUCAGAGAAAAGUGGAAAAGGAAACAAACACUCUUCAGAAGGGAGGGAGAAAGUAGCAGUCGGGGACCUAAAGUGUAAAGGCAGCCUGAAGGAUCACAGAGUCCAGAAAAGAAAAUCACAUGACCAAAAGAGUUCAGGCCAUCAAGAAGUGGAGAGUCAGAAAGAAAAAAGUAAAUCGUCAGAGAAAGACAAAGGGAAGAAUAAAGACAAAGCAAAAGGGAAAUUAGGGGAGAAAAAUCAUAGAGAGAAGAAACUCUCUAAGGUCAAAAGUGAUGGACACAUAAGUAAAAUGGAGAAGUCCAAGUUAGAAAAGCAAGAGGUGACCAGGAAGGAGAAGUUAUCUGCUAUGUCAGUGACCAGCUCAGGGAAAAGGAGGAAUGAUGGCCUUGGUAAGAGACCGAGCACAGGGAAGCUGGGGAACCAUAAGAAGGAGGCCAAGCUGAAGCCAGCAGAUCCUCCCAAUGGGAAAAACAUGUCCACUAGCAAUAAGCUAAAAGACAAGAAAGGCAGUAAAACCUCUUCGGGUAGGCUGAAAGACAAGAAGUCUCUUUCUCUAGAUGAAAGCAGUUCCCAAGGCUCCCCAAAGCCUAAGAAGAGGACGUUGAGCCAUAUUGAUCUCUUUGGAGAUGAGAGUGGGGAUGAAGGGGAAGGGACAUCCCCAGUUCUUCCUGCCACCCUCCCAAGUCUAAGCUCAGACUCAGACUCAGACUCAGAUGAUGGAAGCUGUAGCCUCCCGAAUGAGAGUAAGGGACCAAAACGCCUCCGGGGUGCCCAGAUUGCUACCUCUUCAUCCUCAUCUUCUGAGGCCUCCGAUGACAUCGACUACUCUAUCCUGGAGAAGGAAUUGGAUUACGAUUCAGACCCCAUGGAAGAAUGUCUUCGGAUUUUUAAUGAGUCUACAGAUGUGAAGACUGAAGACAAAGGGAGGCUCAACAAACAGCCAUCCAAAGAAGAGAAGAUUGAGGGAAAGUCAGAGGAUAGUUUGACUACGUUGUUUCCAGGCCAGAAGAGGAGGAUUUCCCAUCUCUCCAAGCAAGGAAAUGCUGAAGUCCCAAGCAAGCCAGUCAUUCGGCCCUAUCGCCCACCCACCGCUCAGGAGGCCUGCUACCGACGAACCCAGCUUGCCCAGAAACAGGCCUCAGACAUUCUGGCAGGAAGACUGGCAGCCCAGAAACAUUCUGUGUCUCUGCCUGAGGAGAAGAGGAGAAUUGCCCAUGUGCCCAAUCCCCGCAUGGCCACAGCACUGGCAGCAGCAGCCAAUUCAACCCCCACAGGUGCCAAGAAAAGUAAUUCUUUGAACACCGUUCAAGUCGCAAAUGGCUCUGAGCCAAACAUCUCCUUGAAGUCCCGAACGAUGUCUGGGAUGGCUUCUAAAACGAGCACGACAUCCGUGCAGAAGAGGAUAGCACAUAUGCCCUCCCUACAGAGUGUAAGCUUAAAUAGACCAGUCAUUCCAACUGAGUUUGGGGCCAAGGUUCCCACCAACAUCCGCCAACGUUAUCUUAAUCUUUUUAUUGACGAGUGCCUGAAGUUUUGUCCAUCACCCCAAGAAGCUUAUGACAAGGCUUUAUCGGAGGAGAAGGUGGCCUAUGAACGGAGUUCAAGCAAGAAUAUCUACCUGAAUGUGGCUGUCAAUACCCUAAAGAAGCUAAGGAGUUUAGGACCUGGUUCUGUACAAUGUGUAAACAAGAACAGCAAUCGGAAGGUGGUGUCCCAUGAAGCUGUACUGGGAGGGAAACUGGCCACAAAAACAAGCUUUACACUGAAUCGAUCUGGAAACCUCAGAGCAGAAGAUUUGACAGGAGCUGCCUUGUAUCGAAGAUUAAAGGACUACAUUCUUACAGAGGAUCAACUGAAAGAAAACGGCUACCCUUUGCCCCACCCUGAAAAACCUGGCCGAGCGGUGGUCUUCACCACCGAAGAGAAGAAGACCACAGACUCAUCCUGCCGUAUUUGCUGUCGCUGUGGCACUGAGUACCUAGUCUCGCCCACCGGCAAUUGUAUCCGGAAGGAGGAGUGCUGCCAUCAUUGGGGGAGGCUGCGUCGGCAGAGAGUGGCUGGUGGAUGGGAAACCCAGUAUAGUUGCUGUUCAGGAGCUGUUGGUUCUGUUGGGUGUCAGGUUGCUAAGCAACAUGUGCAAGAUGGCCGUAAAGACAACCUUGAAGGGUUUGUGAAAACCUUUGAAAAACUUCCCUCUACAGAUGGAUAUCCAGGAAUAUAUGCCCUCGACUGUGAGAUGUGUUAUACCAAACAAGGCCUGGAGCUAACAAGAAUAACUGUGAUCAACUCUGAUCUGAAAGUUGUCUAUGACACAUUUGUGAAACCAGACAACAAAGUUGUGGAUUACAACACGAGGUUUUCUGGGGUGACAGAAGAAGACUUGCAGAAUGCGUGUAUAACCCUUCGGGAUGUCCAGGCGGUAUUGUUGAACAUGUUCAGUUCAGACACCAUCUUGAUAGGACACAGCUUAGAAAGUGACUUAUUUGCUCUCAAGAGGGUCCAGUCAGCCACCCGGGCAGAGGGAUGCGUGCGGAUUAAGAUGAGCAGGGCUCACUUGUGCAGACAACAGGAAAAGAGAAACUGCUGUUUUGCCUUCUAAAGGAUCGGCCUUCAGAAAGCUGACAGUUUGUCCCUGGUUGGGUCUCUGGCUGGCACCUGGCCCAGUUGGUCUCGGUUUAACAUGUCCCACCCUGCGGGAAGAAGAACAGUGGAGAGAUUGUGUGCGUGUGUGUCUGUGGUGCUGGUGUGUUUUUUUUUUUUUUCAGAGUUCUUUUAGCGCUUACCAAAGAACUCGCCCCCUGCCGCUGCUGGAGGCUGCUCAGGCUCUUGGGGAGCGUGGGCAUCAUUAAGGAGGGAGGAGACAUGGUAGCUGACAAAGAACAGGCCUCUGCGGGUGGUGGGGCCUGUGUCCCGGGGCUUCUCAAGCUGACUCCUACAGGAACUGGUUUGGUGGGAGCUUUUGUCUGGUGUGUUAUUUCAGAAGGGCUAAUAGAUUCUGCUCUGGAACUGGGCUGAUUCAGGGGAAUGGAAUAAAUCCCUAAAGCCCAGACAGAACCUGAGACCUGACUGGGAUUCCAGAAUGCCUGUACACAUGGGCACCUUCACGGUCACUUACACACUUGAUUCCCUUUUCUUCUCUC